Molecule: messenger RNA, 336 nt
Organism: Sphenostylis stenocarpa
Lineage: Eukaryota; Viridiplantae; Streptophyta; Magnoliopsida; Fabales; Fabaceae
Source: the annotation of a GenBank genome assembly
AUGUAUAAGGCUGUAAGAAGUGGUAGAACGUUGGGGGUGCUUCUUGAUUUGGGCGUCAUGAACGACAGGCUUGCGCUUGCGCUUGCGAAGGUAGAGGAGGUGACAAUGGGAAGGGGGAGUGGGGUAGGAACUACCUGUCCUCAAAAGCAUGAAGGAGAUCAGGAACGGACUGUAGAUUUUCAAGAGGCUCCCAAGUGUCAUCAGAGAUGGGCUUUCAGGUGGUUGAGGAUGGGUGUUCAGGUGGUUGGAGUUGACAAGUCAUGGUUCAAUGGUCGGAGUUGGGCGAAAUUGGGAGCGGAGCGGAAGUUCAGAGGCAAUGUUCAUGGCCAACAAUAA